This is a messenger RNA of Penicillium cataractarum, 741 nucleotides long. RefSeq lists its product as uncharacterized. Lineage: Eukaryota; Fungi; Ascomycota; Eurotiomycetes; Eurotiales; Aspergillaceae. The transcript has a single exon. The record is from RefSeq and is a predicted model, not a curated record. Bases 1 to 741 code for a protein of 246 amino acids.
AUGGCUAGUGAAGCCCCCGUCGUCGACCGCUCUUCCGUGGAUCCCCGAUGCGACAAGCUCUUCCGUGAAAUCGAGGCUAAAUUCGAUGCUUCAAAUAUUCCGACCGACAAGUGGUAUCUCACAACACUCGGUGCUAUCAUCCCAAGCGCAGAGCCAUGCAUGGCAGGUCAAUUAUACCUGUACUUGCUCAGCCAGCCUCCAUACUCGACACCCGACGGGCGUAAAACCCUGACCCUCCGCUUUCAUGAAGUGAUUCUCAAGGCUGUGGCAUUACUGGGAAUCCCGAAACCAGCCGAAGCUACCAUUGCCAUCGCUAAUAUAGAGCCAGUGGACCACGAAGAACUACCCUUUAGUCGAGAAGGAUGGCAAUGUGACGAAGCAAACCACCAGCGUGGGAUGUCGUGGUUACAAAAAAUAUAUGCUCAGAAUACGCCUGCCCUACUUGAUUUGUUUAAGAAGCAUCGUGACUUUGGAGCUGCCGUCUGCGACAUUGCUUAUGGCCUAUGUUUGUCUGAUCGUCAGAUUCUAGAUGAUAUGGAUACGGAGCUUGUUGUUUUGCCUGCUGUGAUGGGUCAGAAUCUUCCGCGGAUGACAUAUUGGCAUAUAAGGGGCUGUAGAAGAGUUGGGGUUUCCAAAGAGGACGUUGAGAUGCUCUGCGAAUGUGUUCAUGCUGUUGCGCAUGCCUGUGGAACGGCGCUAGAUCGCGUGCGGGAUAUGCAGAUCGACGAGGAUGGGAUAUGA